CAAGUGUCUUUCCUCCUCAUAUCACAAUUUUUUUUGGGGGGGUUUUGUGAACAGUGGAAAAUGUUCAAGACGAAAUCAUCAGCUGUGAUCUUCCUUCUGGCGAUCGUGACUCUCGUGUUUGCUGGCGUCACGCACGAUCAAUUCCAACAGAGUGCCAAAAUCAUGAGAAACACCUGUCAGCCCAAGUUCAAAGUGCCCGACGAGCUGGUCAACAAGCUCAGUCAGGGUGUUUUUCCCGAAGACAAGAAUCUCAAGUGCUUCGUGAAUUGCUUCUUGGAAAUUGCGCAAACCAUGAAGAGAGGAAAGGUAAAUGUGCCGGCAUCGCUUAAGCAAAUUGAUGUCCUGGUGCCGGAGGAUCUCAAAGAUGACUACAGAAAUGCCCUCGAUGCUUGCAAGGAUUCCGCGAAGGGCAUCAAGGACAACUGCGAAGCUGCUUAUGCAUUUCUCAAGUGUACACAUGUGAAAAAUCCAUCUUAUGAUUUUCCUGUCAAUUGAAAUAAACCUUUUCGCGUAAUAGUGGAAAUA
Molecule: messenger RNA, 525 nt
Organism: Phlebotomus argentipes
Lineage: Eukaryota; Metazoa; Arthropoda; Insecta; Diptera; Psychodidae
Product: general odorant-binding protein 72-like
Exons: 2
Coding region: 61-495 (144 amino acids)
Biological process (GO): olfactory behavior; sensory perception of smell
Cellular component (GO): extracellular region
Molecular function (GO): dibutyl phthalate binding; odorant binding
Source: RefSeq, a predicted model, not a curated record